AUGGCUUUCACUAUAAGGGAGUACGAUCUCAGGAAAACCUUUCAAACCGAACGAAAACUACUAUACUUCGCUGGAUUUUACCCCCGAAAAAGUUCAAGACUCAGUUUAUACUUUUUAGGACGCGUUGCAAACGUUUUUUUGUGUGUCACACAAAUCAUCUCCUGUGUAGUGCAAAUGAUAAUCGACAGAAACAACCUGGAAAAAUUUUCAGAGACGCUUCAGUAUUUCAUAACCUUGUCUACGUACUCGUGUAAACUUACUAAUUUUGCGUUCUACAAGGACCGUCUGCUGAAAAUUGAAGAUUUUUUAACUCUACCAAUUUUCUAUGGAUACUCUCAAGACCAACUGAAAUUGUUAAAACAAAAAAUCGCCGCUUGUAACACUAUCGCUACCAUUUUUCGCUUUUUGUGCUUCGUGGCGGUGCUGUUUUACGCUUUUCCGCCAUUUUUGGACCAUCAGAAGUCAAAAAAUUUGCCCAUCACGUUAUGGUAUCCGUAUAACGUAAGCAACUACUACUAUUUUACGUUUGUGUAUCAAAUGACCGGUAUAGCUAACACGGCGUAUGCAAAUUCAACCAUUGAUGUGUUGUGCUGGAUGUUGAUAAGUGUAGCAUCUGGACAGUGUGAUAUUUUGAAGGAAAAUUUGAAAAAUAUUGAUUAUGAGCUUGAAGAUGCGGAAAAGGCGAAAGAAAAUUUUAAAAAGUGUGCACAACACCACAAGGCCAUUAUUAAGUUGGUCUCUGAAAUUGAAAAGUUGUUUUCAAAAGGGAUAUUUCUGCAAUUUUUCGCCAGUGUCGUUGUUAUUUGUUUCAUCGGAUUUAUGAUGAUUAUUGUACCUGCUAUGAGUUCGCAGUUUGUUUUUUUGGUUUUAUAUUUUCUGUGUAUGAUGUGGCAGAUAGCGAUGUAUUGUUGGUAUGGACAUGAUAUUAUGACGACUAGUCAUACGAUUGGCGAGUCCUUUUAUGUGUCAAAUUGGUACGAAUCAGAUCUUUCAGUUCGUAAGAGUGUCGUCAUAUUUUUGGAAAAGGUUAAGAAGCCUUUGACUGUGACUGCGGGAGGGUUUGUUACAUUGUCGCUGACAACAUUAACUAGUAUUCUGAGAUCUUCUUACUCCUAUUUUGCUGUUCUUCAACGUUUGUAUAAUGAAUAG
Zophobas morio is the source of this 1149-nucleotide messenger RNA. Its product is annotated as putative odorant receptor 85d. Gene Ontology annotation, cellular component: plasma membrane. The record is from RefSeq and is a predicted model, not a curated record. Lineage: Eukaryota; Metazoa; Arthropoda; Insecta; Coleoptera; Tenebrionidae. Gene Ontology annotation, molecular function: olfactory receptor activity; odorant binding. The transcript has 6 exons. Gene Ontology annotation, biological process: sensory perception of smell; detection of chemical stimulus involved in sensory perception of smell. The coding region runs from base 1 to 1149 and encodes 382 amino acids.